Mesocestoides corti is the source of this 690-nucleotide messenger RNA. The record is from the annotation of a GenBank genome assembly. Lineage: Eukaryota; Metazoa; Platyhelminthes; Cestoda; Cyclophyllidea; Mesocestoididae.
AUGAAGCGCGAUAAUGGCUUUCCCGAUGAAGGUCCUGCUCCUAAAUUCCGUCGGAGUGACGACCCAAGCAAGCUUCUUCGGGUCCUUAUUCCAAGUCGUGCAGCGGGUCCUAUUAUAGGGAAGGGUGGCGAAACUAUUAAAAAUUUACGUGCCCAGGACGUUUUGACGGCAAAGAAUGCCGAUCCACGGUUGUUGGAAGGCCGGAAAGAUGAUGAUGGCAAUGAUCUCGAUCCUGAGAAGUUGGUUGAUCUGCGUAUUUUGAUUCACCAUAGCCAAGUUGGCUCGGUGAUUGGCAAGAGUGGUGAUAAAAUAAAAGAGCUUCGCGAGAAGCAUCACAUGCAAAUAAUUAAGAUAUACCAGGAGUUUGCUCCACGUUCUACUGAUCGUGUUCUGCAACUGAUUGGCGAGCCUGACAAUGUUUACGCCUGUGUUGAAAAUAUUAUGGAAACUCUUGAGUCGGCGCCUCCUCGUGGCUACCGAAAUGACUACGACGCAAAUAACUUUGAACCGGAACCGAUGGCCAUGUAUGAUCGUUAUAUGCCCCCUCCUCCUCCUUACGGUUACGAUGGGCCUUAUGUUGGCGGCCCUCCGCCUCCUCCACCAUAUGGCAUGUAUGACGACCGAUCUUACUAUGAUCGCGGGUAUUCUAGGCGUGGGCCCCCUUCCAGCGGCUAUCGACGUGAGUGCUAA